AUGCUGGCGACGCUGGUGACGCUGGAGGUCUUGCGAUGUCUUUCGAACAGAAAUAAGGGCCUUGUACUCUACAAUGACCUUACCGACAUCGAGAACUCUAUACUGGCUGGCUCGAAAUACGUGCCAACUCUCGUUGCGCUGAUCAUUGUCACACUCUGGAGUUUCUGUGCCUACGACGUGAUGCGACUGGAGCCUUAUUUGCAGCUAUCCAAACACAAUGGCGCGCCAGCGAGUGUGCUCUUUCUCAAUUAUAAUUUCUCAUACGGCAUCCUGGCUCCUAUUACCGCGGCACGCCACAACCAUUGGCUCGUUUUCUGCGUGUCAGUCAUGUCCUUGGUCCUACGAAUGUUCCUGCCGUCGCUAUGUUCCGGUCUCACAUUAUUGAACGAUUUGGAUAUGCAUAACGCCCAGACGGUGAGAUUAUGGCCUGACUUAAUUGAUGGAGAUUCCCAAGCAGCAUGGAUGCAUGGUCAGUUGCCACAUCGCGGCCAUUCAGCCAUGUCGGCCAUGAACGCCCACCUGCCACCGCUUCGUUCUGCCGACUACGCGAUGCCCCCAUUUGUCAUGCCUGGCGAGGAUCAGAAUGAGAAUACCAUGCUGUAUUUGAAUCAAACAGUCUAUUGGGCCAACACAACCUGCGCCGAUACAAUACUUGAUCAGCUUCCCCCCGGGAGCGUUUCUUUUGGAAACAGGACCGCGGAUGGCCGUCGGACGGUAUCGCUAAAAGCCCAUGGAUCUCCUGUAUCCGGGGCAGGUACUACCACCAACGGUUGCGAAAUCGACAUCGCUCUUAAUAGUACCAUCCCGGAUGAUACCGACUCCUUCCAAUUGCGCUAUUGGGAGCCCCGCCAGGGAAAUUCGACUUCCGGAGUUUUCAAUGCCGGCCAAUGUGAUCAGUAUGCUUUUUAUUCUCUUGUAGCUGACUUGAAUGUGAGAGGUGAUGGGUCGAUCUCGACGACUAAAGCUGCUGCGUUUGGCUGCAGAGUAACAUACCAACAAGCGACGGCCAAUGUUUCCAUCACCGCCAAUUCCUCAAUCGAUUCUGUCUCGAUUUACCCCAACACCAUUAAUCGAUUGGGACUGUCGGAUUUCAGAGCAGAUGAAUUCCAGGGCCUGAUGUAUCUAUUGUCUGAUGGCGCCAUGGCAGAGCAUGGCCAGGCCGCAAACGCAUCCAACCAACUAGUGCCACACAGAGCUACCUUCAUUACCGAUCCGGCGCAGUACCAGGGUGACGUUGCUAAUCUCUGGAAGCAAACUUUUGUUUUCACCGUGAAUCGAAUGUUCGACCCGAUGACAGGCUCGAUUGAGGUGGAUGCGCUGCAAGUGACACCGAUGAUCUCUGUCAUGGUGAUAUCACAUACGGCCCUUAUCGCAGAAUCCAUACUUGGCUCAGCUAUUAUUCUACUGUUAUAUCUCGUUUGCGUUUAUCCACGCCGACCGAGCUUUCUGCAAAGUGAUCCCGGGUCUAUUGCGGCACAAUCCCGAAUUAUUGCCGACUUGUUUCACCCCGACACUGCCGAGGCUCUAUCAUGUGCCAAUCUGCACAAGGCCACUACCCGACAGCUUCGCGGAUGGGCGAGAAAUCUGCAUUGCCAAUGGCGAGAAGGGCCACAUGGGUGGCGGAUAACCUUUGUUCCGACCGAUGGACGUUCUUCGACCAUCUCCGCUCGCGCAGCUCGUCGACAGCAAGAUCCCGUUCCGCAUUUCCUCAUGAUACCUUGCUUUGCAAUUGAAUGUCUAUUGCUCAUCGUGAUGCUGGUCGUUUUCUCAUUAUCACUAAAGCGAUUUGGGUUCCAUGAUGAUAACCCCUCUUAUUCCAAUUGGGAUAUCAUGUGCCUACUUUUACUCCUUUACGCUCCCAAUGUGAUCGCCUCCAUGAUAACCGCCCUGCUGGCGUCUAGCCUACGUCAUUUGAGCACCUUAGAACCAUGGGUACGGUUGGAACGAGGUAUGGCCACUGCCAAGCAGACUCUGUUGAUGGAUUACUCCUCUCGAACUCCGCUGGCGGUGUUCGCAAAAUGUACAAGAAACGGACCCCCUCUUUUGACCGUCGUGUCGCUGGCCUGUGUCAUCGAUUUAGUCCUCAGCCUCGUCAGCGGGAGUCUUUUCAUACCGCAGACCAAUCAAUACGAGGAUCCUACUUCCGCCCUAUCGCAGCAGUACAGCCUUUCGAAAUUUUCUACAUCAGAAUCUGCACCCGAAUUCGACAGCUUUCAUUUUGUCCCAUUGAGCAAGACUAUGCCCCUUCUUCCGUGGACCACUUCUGAUUAUUCAUUUUAUCCUCUGGCAAUCAAUGACACAGAGAUGGGUCGUUCGUUUUAUACCACUACCACGCGCGGAAUUGGCGCAGAUCUAACGUGUCGGGAACUUAAUGCCAACCAGCUACGAGUGGAAGCCAAGACUGGCAAACAAUACUGGCUUUACCAGCCCUUCGAUCAUGCUAGUAGUGAACACUGUACUGUGGAAGCUCCUUAUCCAGCAGGGAUCGAUAACACAACCUUCGAUGACAAGUCUAUUCGUUACUUAACGCCACUUGAGUCUGGAAAGUGCCAAACGAACACCCUCGUCGUUGUUGCACGUUGGAGUAUGAUCAACAGCACUGCCGGGGAUCCAGAUUACACACUAGCAUUGCACUGUGAGCCCCAUAUCAGCAUUCAAGAUUUCGAAAUUGACUUCAAUUUCGACGGACAAGUGCAAACGCGCAGACCGGUGCCUGGCAGCGCAAUCACAAGCGGAAGCGUGAUGGCCAAUGCCACCAAGAGCCUCGCGCGAUAUAACCACGCACUGGCCCAGGUUGUCAAACGAUCUGCCACCCAUCGCCUGUCUUCUUUUUCUCCCUUUGACUGGCCUGGGAUGUUGACUGCGCAUGCCUACGAAGAAGUAGACCCUGAAUUUUCAUCAUUCGACGCCGGCAUCUUGAUCAAUGCGACACAGUCCGUUUACUCGACCAUUUUUAGUACCUACUUCUCGCUCUGGCGAGAACUGUAUCUUGAGCGGUUGGCUGAGUCUACGCUGCCCGCUUUGAACGGGACCCGAACCGACCUGUACUGGGAGAUGACCCUGUCCAUCCCAACCAUGGUCAUUGUCAUCGUGAUCGUCUCAAUGGAUGUGCUAGUCAUGGCCGGGGUUUUCUUCACACGCCGCGGACGCUUCCGAGGACCUCGUAUCCCUCGAUCAAUCGGGGCUCUUCUGCCGUGGGUCACGCAUAGUCAUAUGAUGCGGGAUUUCAGACAAGCAGGUCGAUUGGGUCUGUCUGAAUGGGAAGGGUAUCUCCAGGAAGACUUCAGAAGGUACCGAUUCGGAGAGUCUGUAUGUUCGGACGAGGUGACGCGAUUGACGGUGGAUUACGACCCUGAGUCAAAGAAAGAAGAGCAUGAGAUGCAGGCGAAGGAGCCUCGCGUGGAAAGCAUGGCAGUGAGCGACCCUGAGCUGACAGAUAGAGAAACUGAAAGCCCCAGCCAACCUCCAGGGUAA
Aspergillus melleus is the source of this 3474-nucleotide messenger RNA. RefSeq names its product DUF3433 domain-containing protein. The transcript has a single exon. NCBI's taxonomy places the organism in Eukaryota, Fungi, Ascomycota, Eurotiomycetes, Eurotiales, Aspergillaceae. The record is from RefSeq and is a predicted model, not a curated record. Bases 1 to 3474 code for a protein of 1157 amino acids.